CCUUCUGCUAUAAAGAGGUUAAAUGUAGACAAGAAAUUGAGGGAAAAUUAAAUUUUUUUAUUAAAAAAAAAGAAAUUUAUACAAUGAAUUCUUUAACGAGAAUUUCAAGUAGGAAACUAUGUCGAGAGUUAAUAAGACUGCAAUCAACAACUGCAUCAUCAACCUCGUCCUCGGAUAUUUAUAUUCCAAACAGAAUAGAACGUAGCCCAACAGAUAUUUUAAAAGCUCUUGAGAGUACAAUAUCCAGGGAUUAUACAGCACCACAUUAUAAAUUUCAUGACGAUCCUUACUUGACACCUCUGUCAAAAUCACAGAUUCGCAAUUAUGCUUUAGCAAAAGAGUCUGGAAAGAAAACUGCAAUGUGGAUUCGUGAAGAACAUCAUAAUUUGUUUCAGCACAAAGUAGCAGAUCCUGAAAUCAAGGCAUUUGUACCACCUCCUAUUUAUACGGAAGAGAGUAAAGUAACAGAGGAAACAUUAUUAUAUGAGAUAUCAAAUGCACAUGUUUCCAAUUCUGUUUCGAUAUACAAUUUAUUAAAAGGCGAAGUGACAAUACCAACAAAGCAGGCUCUCCUGGAAUUGUUGUGUUUUUACAAUCAUGAUGAACCUGCUAAUGUUGAAUUACUAGAGUCUCGUUGGUUUCAGCUUAGGGAGAAACGCAUUAAGAAUACAUGGAUAAGUCGUCCCGAAAUCGAUAUAUUGUUCCAAUUUUUAAAGGAACAAGAACCUGCAGUAGCAGCCGCUGCAUACAACGCAAUGAUAUGCGGUUUGGCUAAAUACUACAAUGGAGAUAAGGUAUGGCAUAUGUAUAAAGAAUGUCAAGAAAAUAAUAUACCACUAUGUAUCGAAGCAUAUAAUGGUAUAAUAUCGAUGGUGUCAAUAUUAAGAGAAGGAGAGGAUAAAACAAAAUCAUUAAUAACAGAUAUAUAUAAAGCAAUGGCCACGAACGGAAUUACUCCAAAUAUACAUACAUUUAAUGCUGCUCUUAGCGCGACGUCUAUGUUAAAAAACAAACGAAUAAUUCUCGAUUUGACCUGCAAUAUAUUCGCCGAUAUCGCAAAAUUCAAACUGAAGCCGACAUUAACUACGUAUUAUUAUGUGCUACGAAUUUUAAAUAAAUUCGAUGAUGCGGCCUACACGCCGUUUAUAAAAAUUUUGAAGUCCUUGAAGGAAGAGACUCUUACCAUUCAAAAUGCAAAAGAUUUAUAUUUCUUCUUUGUUGCGAUGGAAAUGGCUUCGAAACAGCUUUGCGAACGUCAAGCAGGCGAAAUGGUUAAUGAGCUUCUUCUCUCUGGUGACAAUUACAAAUUCAUUGGCGAUAGCUACAAAGAAAGUUUAUAUUAUCGAGCGUAUUUAGAAUUAAUUUUGGCGACGGAAGAAUUUGAAACAUUUUACAAAAUCUAUAGCAAACUCGUACCACAUGUGACUAUACCGGAACCCAGUGUAAUGAAAGCUAUGCUAGAAACUCUUCAAUUAUAUCCCGCGGAGACCGCCAUACAAUAUAUACCAAAACUCUGGUCACACAUGAUUAUGUUCAAUCAUCUGGAUACGCAAUAUUUAUUGGAAAGCAUAUUGCAUUUGAUGAGCGUACAUUGUAAACCUGUGUCUGAUUCUUCACUGAAUGCACAAUUUGCAGAGAUUGCACUCAUCAUCUGGGAUCAUAUACAAACUCAAAAUGCUAAAAAAAUACAGCAUAUUAUAAUGUCCAAUACAAUAGUGGGCAAUAUUAUAGUGCUGCUUCUACGCGGAGGUAACUUCGACAAAGUAAAAGAAAUUUUGUCAUUGUUAAUUGAAUCGCCGCAUUUGAUAGUCGGUAUUCUUAUGGAGGAUUAUGUACACGAGAUAUUCGAGCUGUGUUUAGCGCAAGCGCAUACACCGAUAAUUUUCAGUCUCUUAGAAUAUAUUACCUCUAACCAUCUAGAAGGAGCCGGUGAAAUGGCUAGAAAGUUGGAAAAAACUAUAUCUCUUACGCCCACUCAGAAAGACAUGUUAAUUAACUUAGUUGGUAACGACAUCCUCGAAUUACAGCUCUCCAACGAAUUAAAUGAAGCCAAAUGAAGUAUAAAGUACACUUGGUCCUUGAUUGCAAUUUUGUAGUUAAUACAAUGAUAGCACAGUGUAAAAAUGAGCAGAGAAAUACACAUUUCAGACAUUAAAAAUUAUAACAUAAAAAAAUAUCCAUAAUAUAAAUA
Camponotus floridanus (Florida carpenter ant) is the source of this 2191-nucleotide messenger RNA. RefSeq names its product protein PTCD3 homolog, mitochondrial. The transcript is spliced from 10 exons. The record is from RefSeq and is a predicted model, not a curated record. Gene Ontology annotation, molecular function: protein binding; ribosomal small subunit binding; rRNA binding. Gene Ontology annotation, biological process: mitochondrial translation. Gene Ontology annotation, cellular component: mitochondrion. Lineage: Eukaryota; Metazoa; Arthropoda; Insecta; Hymenoptera; Formicidae. Bases 84 to 2057 code for a protein of 657 amino acids.